Harpegnathos saltator (Jerdon's jumping ant) is the source of this 951-nucleotide messenger RNA. RefSeq names its product mediator complex subunit 18 (gene MED18). Gene Ontology annotation, biological process: regulation of transcription by RNA polymerase II; termination of RNA polymerase II transcription. The coding region runs from base 197 to 862 and encodes 221 amino acids. NCBI's taxonomy places the organism in Eukaryota, Metazoa, Arthropoda, Insecta, Hymenoptera, Formicidae. Gene Ontology annotation, cellular component: core mediator complex; mediator complex. Gene Ontology annotation, molecular function: transcription coregulator activity. The record is from RefSeq and is a predicted model, not a curated record. The transcript is spliced from 2 exons.
UGCUUGCAUCAGAACGAAAUACUCUAAAAAAAAUAUACGAUAACUUCUCUAAAAAUGUAACAUUCCCGAACAAUUUACAAAAAAGAAAAGAAGUUUUCUAUAAUUAUUAAUCUUUAUUUAUAAGAUUUGUACUUUUUCUGAUUUAUAUUAAGCAGUUGAAAUUUGGUGCUUCUUAUUAAAAUCUACCAGAAUAAUCAUGACUGCUCCCAUUAGCACUGCCAUGGACAGUCUGAGUGCAGCACUUAAAUCCAAUAUAAUCCCUAAUCAAGAGUAUCUGCUGCAGGGAUCAGUGCUGGACAGUUGUGUAGAAGUGCUAUUACACAGAUUGGGUGGUCUUUGUGACAAUGUUGAUAUUGGUCAUGAGCAAUUUGAUGAUCAUGAAAUGUGUUUUAGCAUCCGCAGAGGUACCCCACAAGAACAACCAUUGCUUCUACGGGUUCGACGUGCAUUAGAUCAAAGUCAUGCGGAUAUGCCAUGGCAACUACGAUAUAUUGGUCAACCAGAACUAGGUGAUAAGUCACGACCUACAAUUGUUCGCAGUAGCAUUGAUAUAGCUACCAGUAAUACUGUAGUAGAAUUCUUAACUGAGCUAGGCUGCAAGCUAGAUUUUGAAUAUAUAGCGCGAGGUUAUAUGUUUCGCAAGGGUCGCAUGAAAGUUACUGUUACAAAGAUCUUUAAAAUGAAUCAAGGCAAGAUGGAAGGUGGUGGCAUGGAACCUAUAUCACAAAGUUAUUUGGUAGAACUAAGUGUGCUAGCACCUAGUGGACACGAUGCUAUUGCAGAGGACAUGAGAAUAUUUGCAGAACAAUUAAGACCAUUAGUGCAACUUGAAAAAAUAGAUUACAAAAGACUGGUUCAUUAAAUAUGGGGUCUUAAUUAAAUAAAUAGUAUAAAUGGAAAUGUAUGGAGUACCAUAAUAUAGAAAAAGUAUUGUUGAAUUAUAUCAGAACU